ACUGAGAUAAACCGGCCAGGGCAGAGUGAUAUAUUUUAAAAAGCAAGUCUGAAGACACUGAUUUAGGUUUAAAGACUCUUCUGCAUCUCCCCUACCCUGCACAGGGUCCCUCAAGGAACUUGAACUGCUGUGUUUCUUGGGGAGCCCAUAUGAAAUACAUUCAUCGAAUUCAUCCAACAAAUAUGUACUAAGCAUCAUCACUAUACUAGGUAGAGAGGACACAACAGAGACUAAGACAGAUAAAAAUCCCUACCUUCAUGGAGCUGAUAUUCUAGUGAGGGAUACAAUAAAUGAAUAGAUCAAAUAUGUGGUGUGCCAGAUAGUGAUAAGUAUUCAAGGGAAAAACAAAACAGAAGGCAGACAGGAAGAAUAUGUAUGUAUCUGGGAGAGGGUUAUCAUUUCACAUAGAGUGACAAUCAUAAAGGGAAGAACUUUCCAGACAGAGCAAAUAACACAGGCAAAGGCCCUGGGGCAACAAUGUGCCUGACAGGCUAGAGAAGCACCAAGUAGGCCAAUAACACUGGAGCAGAUUGAGAGAGGCAGGACGGAGAUGAGGUCAUACAGGGAUCCAGUUUCUGUAGGGCUUUAUAGGCCUGCUUUCUGCCUGUUCCAGCCUCUUCUUGUCUUUUAUACAGUGAACAGAAGGCUCUGUGACUGCAUGCGGGGAACAGAAUAUGGAAGUGGGUUGACCAGUGAAGCUAUUAAAAUAGUGCAGUAGGGAGGUGAUACUGGCUAGUACCAGGGUGGGGCAGAGAAUGGGGUUACAAGUGGUCAAUUCUGGAUAGAUUUUAAAGGGAGAGCCAAGAGCAUUUGCCAAUGGACUGGACAAGGAGCAUGUCCUGGCCCAGUUCGAAUAACAAACCUGUAGUCCAACAACAUCAGGUUUAUUUACCACAGCAAUGAGGGAGACUCCACACCAGCGGUACUGUGGGGAGUCUCACCAAAGGAAAAGAUAGUUAUUAUUGGGUUUGGGGGAAGGGUGAAAUUUAGGUGAGAUGUAAAUGAAAGUGGCCAGGCUCAAUGCAAAGUAGAACUGUAUAUAAAGGGAUCAAUAUCAAGUCUGUCCUGUCCCCUUGGAAACAAUAAUGUUUACACAGAGGUGGAAUGCUGUGUCCAGAAUCACCUUACCUGAGCUCUGCACCGGGACUGUAAAUUGAGGCUGCUUGUGUCAAAGUGACCUAACUCCUCUUAUUCUUACCCAUGUAACUUGAAACAACAAAGAUUGUGAUAGUCUAUGAUUUUAGAGAACAAAAUUUCCUAGUCAGUAAGAGAGUAGUAGUCAAAGAAAGGGAGUUGUGUCCUUUUACAUCUGCAGCAUAUCCCUGAAUAAAAUAUAGAAAUAUUUUUUCCUUUUAACUACUCAUCCGGCUUUUUUGUGUGUCUGUUAUUCCAGCCAAAUAAAUGGGAAGGCAGAUUUUUUUACAGUUCAAGCUAAUUUUUACUUUCUCAAGUGUGAGGAAAAAGAGGUAAGGGUGACUCUAAGGUUUCUGUCUUAAGGAAGGAAAGAUGGAGUAAGCUAUUAACUAAGGUUGUGGAAGGUUUGGGGGAGACAAGAUCAGGAGCUGGGUUUCGGAUGUUUUGAGUUUGAGAUGUCUCAAAUUCGUGGAGAUGGUUCGUGGUUCCUUACAGACCCAGGAACAACCUCACUUCUCCCUACAGAGCGCCCCCCCCCCUUCUUCCGCCCGCUCCAUUCACUCACUACCUGUAGUUAAUCGUCCAGCCCUGUUUUAACGUAUCUGCAUCUUUGUUAUGUGCGGUGAAACGCUGAGAAUACCGUCUCUUCACCUGCCAACCCUGCUUGACACUGCAAGCUGGACCAAGUGCCCGCAUGGGGACUGACCUUCGCCCCACUACUGCGCUCACUUGUAGAACCUCACAGGGCGGUUGUCGGCGCCCCGCAGGCCGGCAGUGUUGGAGCAUUUCGGAGCCCAGCAGCACCUGGGCAUGGCUGUCCAGCCCGUAGUUUCCCGCGGUCUGCAGCAGCACUUCGGUGGUCGCCCGCUUACGCUCUCUCCUCUGGGCUCAUUUCAGAGCCGGGUGCUACCUCACGUGCCUCGGGAGGGAGGAGUGCGCCUGUGAACUACCCGCCCUUCCGGUUACCACACCUGCACCCUGGUCACGUGGUGAAUGCGGAAACAGGAAUACCUCCCCGUCACCCGGACCUGAUCACCAGGUCAGGGAGAGAUGGCGUCACGGCGCUUCCGAGCCUGCGCCAACUCGUCAGUCUGCUUCGGCUCCACCCUGGCUUACGUCCGGGAGACGCCGCUGCCAGGCUGUUGCCCUGCGGCGGCAGCAAAAAGCGAGAUGUGGCGGUUUUGGUCUUGGCCACGUAAAAGUUUAAACCGGUACGUUUUAGUGAGUGAUGAAAACGCAGACUAGAAGCGCCACCAUGCUUGAAUCUAGCUGUGGCCCCACCUCGCCAAACACUCCACUCCGCCUCUUAUUCCUCAUUGGUCAAAAGCACCGCCCGGCAGUACUGCGAUUGGCGAAACGGGCGGCUACCGCAUCCAAUGGGCGGCGGUGCUGGCUUUCCCGCUGCGGUUCGUUACUUGAGAGGGUCGUGGCGGCGGCGGCAGUUGAGUGUAACGGUCGCCCGGCUCCGGUGCGACCAUGGCGGCCUUGGGGCCCGGAGGCUACGCGCGGAACGAUGCGCGGAGAGGCCAGUCCUCCCCGCCCCCCUCUCCAGCGCUCUGCCUCCGCCGGCGGAUGCGACUCCCCACGGCGCCAGAGGACACAGUGCAGAACCGGGUGUCACUGGAGAAGGUGCUUGGCAUCACAGCCCAGAACAGCAGUGGCCUAACCUGUGACCCCAGCACAGGCCACGUGGCCUACCUAGCAGGCUGUGUGGUGGUGAUUUUGGACCCCAAGGAGAACAAGCAGCAGCACAUUUUUAACACUGCCAGGAAGUCUCUGAGCUCUCUGGCCUUCUCCCCUGAUGGGAAGUACAUAGUGACGGGAGAGAACGGGCACAGGCCUACUGUGCGAAUCUGGGAUGUGGAUGAGAAGAGUCAGGUGGCAGAGAUGUUGGGCCACAAGUACGGCGUGGCCUGUGUGUCCUUCUCCCCAAAUAUGAAGCACAUUGUGUCCAUGGGCUAUCAGCACGACAUGGUACUCAACGUCUGGGACUGGAAGAAAGAUAUUGUGGUGGCCUCCAACAAGGUAUCAUGCAGGGUCAUCGCCCUCUCUUUCUCAGAGGACAGCAGCUAUUUUGUUACUGUUGGUAACCGGCAUGUUAGGUUCUGGUUCUUGGAAGUCUCCACUGAAGCAAAGGUGACGGGGACAGUGCCCCUCAUAGGGCGCUCAGGCAUCCUGGGUGAGCUGCACAACAAUGUCUUCUGUGGUGUGGCUUGUGGCCGGGGCCAGAUGGCAGGCAACACCUUCUGUGUGUCCUACUCGGGCCUCCUCUGCCAGUUCAACGAGAAGAGGGUGCUGGAGAAGUGGAUCAAUCUGAAGGUCUCCCUGUCUUCCUGCCUCUGUGUCAGCCAGGAGCUCAUCUUCUGCGGUUGUACAGAUGGGAUAGUUCGCAUCUUCCAGGCCCACAACCUACAUUACCUCACCAACCUGCCCAAGCCACACUACCUUGGGGUGGAUGUGGCCCAGGGCCUGGAGCCCAGCUUCCUCUUCUGCAGGAAGGCAGAAGCAGUCUAUCCGGAUACGGUGGCACUGACCUUUGACCCCAUCCACCAGUGGCUAUCCUGUGUGUAUAAGGACCACAGCAUCUAUAUCUGGGAUGUCAAAGAUAUCAACAAAGUAGGCAAGGUGUGGUCAGAGCUCUUCCACAGCUCCUACGUCUGGAAUGUGGAGGUGUAUCCUGAGUUUGAAGAUCAGAGAGCUUGUCUGCCAACUGGAUCUUUUCUGACUUGUUCCUCAGACAACACCAUUCGCUUCUGGAACAUAAAUAGCAGCCCUGACUCUCCCUGGCAGAAAAACAUCUUCAGUAAUACCCUACUGAAGGUAGUGUAUGUAGAGAAUGACAUCCAGCACCUUCAGGACAUGUCACACUUCCCAGACCGGGGUAGUGAGAAUGGGACACCUAUGGACGUGAAAGCCGGGGUACGAGUCAUGCAAGUCAGUCCUGAUGGUCAACACUUGGCUUCAGGCGACCGAAGUGGAAAUCUGAGGAUCCAUGAGCUGCAUUUCAUGGAUGAGCUGGUCAAGAUGGAAGCCCAUGAUGCUGAGGUGCUAUGCCUGGAGUACUCCAAGCCUGAGACUGGGCUUACCUUGCUUGCCUCGGCCAGUCGGGACCGACUGAUCCAUGUGCUGAACGUGGAGAAGAACUACAACCUGGAGCAGACCCUGGAUGACCACUCCUCCUCCAUCACGGCCAUCAAAUUUGCAGGCAACAGAGACAUCCAAAUGAUCAGCUGUGGGGCCGAUAAGAGCAUCUACUUUCGCAGUGCCCAGCAGGGCUCCGAUGGGCUUCACUUUGUCCGUACUCACCAUGUGGCAGAGAAGACCACCUUGUAUGACAUGGAUAUUGACAUCACCCAGAAGUACGUGGCUGUGGCCUGCCAGGACCGCAAUGUGAGAGUCUACAACACCAUGAAUGGAAAGCAGAAGAAAUGCUACAAGGGCUCCCAGGGCGAUGAAGGGUCUCUGCUGAAGGUCCACGUGGACCCCUCAGGCACCUUCCUAGCCACAAGCUGCUCUGAUAAAAGCAUCUCGGUGAUAGACUUUUACUCGGGCGAGUGCAUUGCCAAAAUGUUUGGCCAUUCUGAAAUUGUCACCGGCAUGAAGUUCACCUAUGACUGUCGUCAUUUGAUUACAGUAUCUGGAGACAGCUGUGUGUUCAUCUGGCACCUGGGCCCAGAGAUUACCAACUGCAUGAAGCAGCACUUGCUGGAAAUUGACCAUCUGGAGCAGCAGCAGCAGCAGAAUACAAAGGAUGGGAAAUGGAGCAGCCACCCCAGGCAGGAGACAUAUGCAUCCAUGCCCGACAAGAUUUGUUCCCUAAGAUCUGGAGAGCAGACAGAGGAUGAGCUGGAAGAAGAGUGUGAACCUGAAGAAUUACUGAAGACACCAUCCAAAGAGAGCUUGGAUUCAGAUCCUCAGUGCCUGCUGACCAACGGCAAGCUGCCACUCUGGGCAAAGCGGCUGCUUGGAGAUGAUGAUAUGGUGGAUGGCUCAGCCUUCUACACCAAGCACAGCUACCAGCCACAUGGCCGCUGGGCAGAGCGGGCUGACCAGGAGCCCCUCAAGACCAUCCUGGAUGUCCGUGACCUGGAUUGCUACUUUACCCCCUUGAAGUCCGACAGUCUGGAGGACUCCGUUCUGGAUAUAGUGAAGCCACAGAGCCUGGCAGGCCUGCUGAGUGAGUCAGAGAGUCCCCAGGAAGAUGGCUGUAGGAAUCCUUCCUUCCUGCCUCUACAGAAGGAGUGCUCUGAAGCCAGAGAGGUCGUCAGCUCCCUGGAGGUAGAGGUGACCGUCCCAGGGACAGACAGCAAGUACGGCUCAGAAGAAGUGGAGAGGGAGCCUGGAGACCAGCAAGGUGACUCCUAUCUCAGGGUCUCCUCCAUGGGCUCGAAGGAUCAGAGCAAACUUGAGGAUUCAGGGGAUUCAGAAGCCUACUUGGAGUGUACCUUCACCACCAUCCAUUCCUCCCCUCCACAGCUGGACUCAGACCCUCAGUUUGACGUGACAGUGACCCCUAUACCAGCAUGCCCAGGAACAGCAGAAGAGUUGUCUCGGCCUGAGCUGGCAGGCAUAUCCAAUGGCUCCCUGCCCCAGACCCCUGAGCAAGAGAGGUUUCUCCGCCAUCACUUUGAGACGCUUACUGACACCCACCAUGAGGAGCUCUUUCGCAGAUCCCUAAGAGAUGUGACGGCCUCUGCGGAUGAGGACUUUUUUAAUCCCCGGCUGAGCAUCUCAGCCCAGUUCCUCUCACGUCUCCAGAAGACAUCCAGGCUCAACCACACCUUCCCUUCCCCGCUGCACCUGCACCUUGUGAAGUCCCCGGAGGUCAAACUCAUAGACCUCCAGGGGAACCAGGCCAGAGCAGAACCAGGUACUGGCUACACCUUCCCAGGGAGGACCAAUGUCCUCUCUGGGAGGAAAGCUAAGGAGUCGCUUGACAACCUGGAGGCCUGGUGCCCACUGACCCCCUGCCUCACAGCCACUUCCUGUGUUCCCUCCUCCUCAGCACUGCCCACAGAUAGGAAGCCUCUGGCACCCACAACCCUACCCACUCCAGGCCUCCAUACCCCCUCUACCUGUUCUUAUAUAGAGGCCACUGCCAGUUCCUGUGCCAAGAUGUCACCCAGCAUUUCCCUUGAGGACAGUGAGGACCCUGUUUUGGUUGACAAAGAGAGAGGGAGACCCCUCUGCAGGCCCUCAUCCGUGGGGAAGCUGGCCUCCAUGGACCAGGAGCUUCAGGCCAUCACCACCACAGCAGCAACCAGUUCUGACAGUGAGGGCCAAGAGCCUGCCCUGCCCUCCCAGGGCAACUAUGAAGCCCGGGACAGCUUCAAGCAGACCCUGUCAGGCGUCUGCGACAGGCUCUUACUGCCCUCACCCCCACAGGAGCCACCCACUACUUGUGUCUGGUCCCAGGAACCUGUGGCCACCCAGUCCGAUGUCACAGUCACAACAGCUAGCUUCCCGGCUUCCAGCCCCGUAGAUAUGAGCUCCCUGAGGCUCCACAGCUCCACCUUUCUCCCAAGGCUUCUGGCCGCUGAACCCCUCAACACCCCUGCACACCCCAACAGCCCCCCACUUCCAGAGGCCAUGCCUGGCAGCAUCACCUCCCUCCUGGAGCUCACCCCUGAUGCACUCAGUGUACUCCGGGACAGCCCUGGACACUGGGGAGAGCCUGGAGUGCCAGCCAGAGUCCUGUCCCCAGCUCCCCUUGAGGUGAGCAGUGUGGGGACCAUUGUGCACAAACUACAGACUGCCUUCCAAGAAGCCCUGGACCUUUACCACCUGAUGGUCUCCAGUGACCAGUUGAGUACCAAGCAGCGGCAGGCACGGACUGAGCUAGCCUCCACCUUCCUUUGGAUCCACAGCCAGUUAGAGACCAACGACUGGCUGGUUGGGAAUGAUGCGGCCCCAGCCCAGGCCCUCCCCAGCCCUGACCCCCCCUCCCCACCUACAUUGUGCCCCCUGGCCAGCCCAGAUUUGCGUGCCCUGCUGGAACACUACUCGGAGCUGCUGGUGCAGGCUGUGCGGAGGAAGGCACAGGGGGACUGAGGGUCAGCAGCCCUGCUACUUUCUGAUAAAAUAGGUAUUUUUAAGCAAAUAAACGGACAAUUUGGAGGAA
Molecule: messenger RNA, 7255 nt
Organism: Myotis brandtii (Brandt's bat)
Lineage: Eukaryota; Metazoa; Chordata; Mammalia; Chiroptera; Vespertilionidae
Gene: WDR62
Product: WD repeat domain 62
Biological process (GO): regulation of mitotic cell cycle; neurogenesis; mitotic spindle organization
Cellular component (GO): mitotic spindle
Molecular function (GO): protein binding
Source: RefSeq, a predicted model, not a curated record